CAUGCACCCUUAAAAGUACCGACAGGGGUUCCCCACGCUAAGAUCCCGCUGUCUGAAUUGUUUUGGUCUACUUGCUUAUGUAGACAGCCAAGGGGCAAACAAGGGGUAAAGUAUUGCAACGUUGCCGCAGACAAAAUCAAUAACACAAAAGUCCAUGUCUACGUGAAUCCCUCAAUCAGCUCUUUCCCUCUGUUCUCCAUCACAGCCACGGCUUACUCUCAUCGGCGUCUUUGUCAAUCAUGUAUAACUUGUCUCGCGGCAUGAGUCUCCUUGGCUCCGGUGUAGCCGUCCUUCUGGCCUGCGCUAGGACUGCCCAGGCUGCCUCGGGCACCCUGGAAGUGGACUUGGUCUUUCCGCAGAACGAUACCUACGCACCCGCACACAUCAUCCCUAUCACCUUUGCAUUCCAGAAUUCCGAUCUUGCCGGCUACGUGCAGCCCAGCAUCGCGUUCACUAUUAUCCCCUAUGGGAACAACACCAAGGCCAUUGCGAAUGGCAACUUCGAGAUGACAUGGACCAACUUCACGGAUAGCAACCCUUUCAUUCAAUACGGCGAAGCUCUGGAGGGUCUCAACUCUGAGGGCACCUGGGCGCUCGAUUGGCAGCUGUCUGUUACCAACUGCUCUGGCCCUGACAAUGACUUGAAAUUCACAACGGAUACGAAAAUGCACCGGGUUGUGUUCACGACCAAGAAUGGCGCGAAGGCACCAGACGUCAGCGCAGCUACUGCCAAAGACACCUGCUCCAAUUCCCAAGGCUUUGCAUUCCAAAUCACGCAGACGCUUGAUUCAGGGGGCAAGUUCGACAACGGCAGACCUUGCGCCGUGCUGGCAGAGACCACACCAGCCCCCACUCCUUGUGGUGUCAAGAUCGAUGCUGCUGCUGCGGCUAAUGUUUCUGCGUCCUUUACCGCCAAGGCCUGCGCCAUCGAGACUGCGUCCUGGUGCCCAAAGGUGGAUGGCGCAAACCAGAACGCGGUGCUAUCGAGCGUUGUGGUUGGUGGCAUAGCAUUCCUGGCAGUGGUGGUUGGUGGGCUGGGGUUUCUCGCCAUUUGAUGUGGAGUUCCCGAGUUCCCGUCCGUUCCGGAUCAAGGAAGCAUGCCUGCUGCUUUUGCGCAUGUAACUAAAUAGGCUUACUAGAACAAGCUCCACAAUACAAGUGUUGGCUUGCCCGGUCGAUCAUGGCUUAAAUUACAGUUAUGCACCUACAAAUGUAGUCCAUGUCAGCAC
Pseudogymnoascus verrucosus is the source of this 1229-nucleotide messenger RNA. RefSeq lists its product as uncharacterized. Lineage: Eukaryota; Fungi; Ascomycota; Leotiomycetes; Thelebolales; Thelebolaceae. The record is from RefSeq and is a predicted model, not a curated record. The transcript has a single exon. The coding region runs from base 240 to 1055 and encodes 271 amino acids.